Molecule: messenger RNA, 1384 nt
Organism: Megalopta genalis
Lineage: Eukaryota; Metazoa; Arthropoda; Insecta; Hymenoptera; Halictidae
Product: transmembrane protein 50A
Source: RefSeq, a predicted model, not a curated record
UCUACUCUGAUACCUCGUCUGUGCCACAAGGCUUAAGUAUGGUUUGUGCGAUGAUAUUCGUGGUUGAUAUGUCUUAUUAUUUAGGUUAGCUGUCUAAUCGAAAAACUUAGCAUUCAGCGAAUUUUAUCGGUGACAUCAAGAAAUGACGUCUUUCGUGGAAUAUUUUCAAUCGUUGUCAUGCAUAUGGUUCGAAAUAGGCGAUAAACGCAAUAUACUUGCGUCUAUGCUGGCCGGAACAUUGUUCUUUGUAGGAUGGUGGUUUAUCAUUGAUGCGCAUGCUAAAUAUCCAAAUGAAAUAUCAAGCGCGUAUCAUCUUUGCGGAGUGUUCGGAACCCUUUCUCUUUUCAUGGUCAAUUCUGUGACGAAUGCGCAGAUAAGAGGGGAAGGAUUCAAUGAAGGAUUUUUAGGAAACACAGGUGCAAGAGGUUGGGUGUUUGUUGGAUUUGUAAUGGGAUUCGCUGCAGUAAUUGCAGCCUGCUGGAUUUUGUUCGCAGAUUUUGUUGCUGCAGAUGCUAAACAUCACUGGCCUGGCGUAGGCUUGUUCUUACAGAAUGUAUUUAUCUUCCUGGGAUCUCUGGCAUAUAAAUUUGGAAGAGUCGAAGAAGUAUAAAGAUACUCAAUAUUUGUGCAUUGCAAAUAUUUCUACCUUUUGCACAGAACCCUCCUGGUUUUAACAGACUUUUCCCGAAGGUACUUAAAACUAUGGAGAAAAUAAUUAUAAACACUACAUUGUAAAUGUCCUCUGUUUUAAUUUAUACAGGGUGUCCCAGUAUUUACGGCGCGACCCGAAAGAGUGUGAUUUUAUGCGAUAAACUAAGCCAAAUAUAUACAAUAAAAUAUGUUCAUACAAGACCUUACUUUCGAGGAAAUAUCUGUUCAACAGCACGUAUGCUUCCGAGACCAUUUCAAUUCGAUUUUCUCGAGAAUAAAGCCUUAUAUGAAAACAUUUUAUUUUAUAUUUUCGAUUUACUCUUUCCCUGAGAAUCGCCCGCUUCCCGUUUGUAUUAGGGAUACUGCGACACCGUGUAUAUUACUUAUAGAAAAGUAGUUAUUGAGAUGCUUACUUAUAUUAUCUAUAAAGAAUAAUUUAACAUCUAACUAAUCACAAUUUAUAAUAAAACGCAAACGUUGUCAUGUCCACAUGAAAGUAGAUCACAAAAUAAUGGGCAAAAGAAUUCAUGGGUCAUGUGAUCAUUUUUCGUUAAUACAAAACCGCAUGUAUGUAUAAUCGAUCAAAAGCUUACAUUUUAAGUGAACAUACACGCGCGAUGUUUUUAAAACAAUUACUGUUAAAACAUACAAUAAAUUUUGCAUUUAUUUGUACGAUCGUUGUGAGUGAAAACAAUUGUACUCCAAUUUUUUAAAUAAAUUUUGGUUUCCUUUA